This is a messenger RNA of Cetraspora pellucida, 1317 nucleotides long. The record is from the annotation of a GenBank genome assembly. NCBI's taxonomy places the organism in Eukaryota, Fungi, Glomeromycota, Glomeromycetes, Diversisporales, Gigasporaceae.
AUGCAAAAAAACGAAUAUCAUCAUUACAUUCCAAGAUUUAUUCUACGUAACUUUGCUAUUGAUCGUUAUGAAAGAAUAUUCACAAGUAAUAGGAAGCAAUUCGAUCAGAAGCGAAAGUUUUGGAAGGAGAAAAAGAAGGGGGAAUCACUUCAAAUUUAUGAUAGAGCUAAGGAUCAAUUAGAUUUUUCAUUAGUUGCGAAAACUUAUGGAGAUAUAAACAUGUAUAAAGAUCUUAAUCAUGAUGACACAAUGCGUGUGGAAAAAAAAUUGGCAAAUCUUGAAGAGAAAGCUUCAAAUGUAGUCAGAGAAAUUAUUAUCGAAGCAUCUCAAGCAAAAAGUCAAAUUGUUUUGCUUAGAAAAAAUCUUUAUGAUUUACGUAAGUUUCUCUUCAUUAUGAACUACCGUAAACCUUAUAGAAGAAAUCAGUUCGCAAAUAAGAAUUUUGAUACUGCUACUUGGUCAUUGGUAGAAACUUUUAUGCAGGAGCACAAUUUAAAAAAUUCGCAGGAAGUAUGGUUACAGAAUGUUCGAGAAAUAUUAGACACACCACAUGAAGAUGUUGAAGACAACCCGCGAGUCUUUUCUGUAGAUAAAAUGGAUUAUAAGUUGCGUACAAUUGAUAGUUUUCUCGCAAUUUGGCAAGCUGGUGAACAUGAUGAAUUCAUUAUGACCAGCAACGCAUUUGGAAUCUUUGAAGGUAUAAAUAUGUUGUUUUCGCCAAUGGGUCCAUUUCAAAAAGCCUUUCAUUGGUUUUAUGUUAUCUCCCCAAAGUUAUUAUUAGUUCUUUGUGAUAACGGAUUUCGAAAAGAGAUUGGACUUAAACCUUUAGAUAUGUUUUUUUGGUCUAAACAUCGUUCGCAUUUUGAAAAUGUUCCUCACCCUCCACCAAUUCCGGAAUAUGUAAAUAUCUCUCAACGUAAAUUAAACCUAGACGCUAAACUUGGCGGUAGAUUAGAUUUUUUAGAAAAAGAUUAUUUUGACAAACAUACAGGUAUCAAAAGACAACCUAAUGACAAAUUUACCUUUACAUUCGUUAAAGUCAAUUCGGCCGCUGUUCAUCUCGUAAAUUCUAUUGUGCUUAAUGAAGCUGAUUCAGACCUACAAGUAUCAUUCCUUUCCCUUUCAUAUCUUUAUAAAACGAUCCUUAAAUACAAUAAAAAUGUCACGAAAAUUGAUAAACAUACACCGAAGGACUUUUCAAACAUGAAGAAGACUUUACUUAGGGCAUUAAAUAGAACUCAUGAAGAGGAUUUGAAUCUCCGAAAAAAUAUUUCUUCUGGCAACAGAUAUUGGAAUCUAUGCACAUUGAUUAAUUAA